CCGCCAUUUGUGCUCGGUUGGUGCGUGUUCUUUCGGGCUGUUCAAAUAAAAUAGAUUUUAGUGCUUGAAAUCACAGUAAAUUGGACAAUUUUGUGCUUCAUUCCAAAGUGCGGUUACCAGUGCACGUUUGGGUGAUAUUUUAAAGUCGAAAUGGUUCGCAACACACGCACUUCGGCGGCAGUGAAAAAUUCCAACCCGUCGCCAUCGAUAGUGAAGGAGGACGAAAAAAGUGAGACUCCGCCACUUCCAACAACAACCAAAGCUGCAGCAGCACCAUCAUCGCCGAAAGGAAGUGGUGCAAGUUCUGGUGAUGACGGCAAGGAAGGGACUGGGGAUCGUGAAACGGCCGCCAGUUGCUCGCCGGGGCCUUCAGGAGAAAAUAUUGCGUUCGGCCCCAAUGUAGCUGUGCUGGUGGAAAAAUUGGAUAUGAGUGCACAAAGUCCAGUUGCUUCGCCCGCCACUGCCCGGAAGAGUGUCCGGGGAAAACCGCGCCCGGUUCAACCAGCCAGAGUGACUCGUACCAGUCAGCGGUUCGCAUCGACGCACGGUAGCGCGUUCGGUGCAGAAAACUCCGACACAUCCGACUCUUCUCAAACAGCUGCCCCCAGGAUGGAGGAGGAUGAUAACGAAAAAGUAGUGGAAGACGACUCCCCGAGAACGAUGGAAUCUUCGCCGGUAACGAUCAGCAGCAGUAGCAGCGACAGGGGCGGGGCAGACGACGGUGCUGGCAUGAUUGAAGUGAUUGAAGUCAUCGAGGAAGAUUCGAAAUCACAGGACGCGGUUGUCAGUAUCGCUAGUAGCAGUACACCGCAAACCAUGGAAGUGGACAGUUGCGGCGGGGACGGUGGUGAAGUAAAGGAAGAAGUUGUGGAAGCGGAAAACCCCGUCGAGAAAAAGGUGACUGCUAAAGGUGGUCCCAAGAGAAAUGGACGGAAAAGUAAGGGUAAAUUAGAGCCCAUGAACGUCGCUGUGGAUGAAGUCGCUUUAUCAGAAAGUACACAAGAAGGAAUGAUUCAAGAGAGCGCUGUUGUUAGUUUGGAUGAGAAAAUAAGCGAAGAGACAAAGCGUUCUUCGGAGGAGGAAGAUGCAUCAAGCACAGUGAGUAGUGGAGCAGCCAGUGUACAACCUGUCGGAAAUUUGGAUGUCGAUCUCAGCUCCAAGACAGAUCCUCCGAGUGCAACUAGGAAAUCCAAAAGGCAGGUUAAAGUGACGAACAAGUAUAAAGAUUUCGUGGUUGAUGCACCACUGCCAUCAUCUCAAGUACCCUAUGCCGAUGUUAAGCUCGCCCGAGCAAACUCCGGAGGUGGAAGAAAAAGUUUACCUCUGAAAACGGAAACGGAAGUAGCGAUAUCAUCUAUUGACGAUAUGAGUCCAGAUUCACCGCCGAUGGCUUUGCAGACUCCCACGAAAACGUAUAGCGGAAAGAAAAAGAAGCAGGAAUCUCCGACAAAAGUUGAAACGCCUGAAAAACCUAAAAGAAGAGGCCGAGCUGCAACCCCUGUGCCUCGAACACGGAAAAAGAAGGAAACCAAAACUGCAGCUGUAGAUGAUAAGGAAGUGCUGGUUGACGAGUCUCUGCACAGUCGGAAUGAUUCAACGAUUUGUCUCAACAUCGACAGUAGUUACUUCUCGGAUGACGACAUUUUUCAGCAACGAAGUCCUUCGCCGUUGGGUUUCUGUGGCUAUUCGGAUGAUGAGUAUAAUGAUCCUGGCGCCGGGCCUUCGCUAGCAUUUUUCAGAUUGACUGAGUUUAUUUCUGAUCCCAGUAUGUCGACGGUCAGUCGGAUUACAGCUGAAAAGAACGUGGAAGUCAAGGAAAGAACACAAUCGGAAACAGAUUUAUCGGUUAAAAAACGGGGAAGGAAUUCAAAGAAAACGGCUCCUAUUGCGGUGGAAUCGGAUAAAAAACAGAUGCACAGUAAGGAAAAAGCCGAAGAAGAUUGUUUAGAGCUCGAAGUUGGCGAUGAAACUGGUGAGGUGGGAGAUGUGAUGGAAGACUCAAUGGAAAUAGUCCUCCAAGCCGAUGAAAUUAUACUGGAUGACACUCCUUUGGAAGUUCUACCUCCGGAGGAACCGAAGCCUCCGAGAAAUCGUCGUCGAAUAAGAGGAGGUAAACGAAUUUCCCCCUCCGAUGGACCCUUGCGACGGGGUAGGAGCAAACGAGAUACAGCGUCGGAGCAGGAAACUGAAAGUAUUGAACUGGCUGAAGAGGUUGAAAAACUAGCAGAACCUGUAGCUUCGCAACAACCGAUGGAAGUAGGGGAAAUUGUAGCUGAUACUGUUGGGGAAAAGGAUGAACCGUUUGUAGGAAGUAUCUUGAUUGAAGAAAGUAAGAAAACGGAAAGGAAACUAUCUGUUUCUCUAAGUAAGAGCAGAGCCUUCGAACAAGAAAAACUGAUGAAAACCCCGACAAAAAAGAAGGAUGAGAUUGAAAGUGUGCGAGAUUCUUCUUUGGAAUCGAAUAGAUCUGAUUCGAAGUCUCGAAAAUCUAAACAUGAUAAAACACCAAGUAAAGUAGAAGUCAAGGACCCUGGAAAAUUGGAAUCAAAUUUAUCCAUCCCAGUAGUGAUUGAUCAAACGGAUCCAGCUGGAAAAUCUAUUGAGGUCAAGGAGCAUACCAGAAUCAAAGAUAGUGAACCGCCAGAAGCAUUACAACCAGUGAUAAAAACUGAAGUCGAGAAGACUGUUAAAGUCCCUCUUAAAGAAGAACCAUCAAAGGAACUGAAAAAAUCGAAAGAGCGCCGCGACAGUUCUCACCAUCGACACAAGGAGCACAAAAAGUCUAAGGAGCACCACUCAUCAUCUCGCGAUCGGGAAAAGGACCGGGAACGUGAACGCGAUAAAUCGCGUUCCGAUCGAAAGGAAUCUUCCUCGAAGCAAAGCAGCAGCAAAGACCGAGAGCGAGAGAAAGAAAAGGAUCAUCGACACCAUCGGGAGAGGAAAGAAAAACAUUCAUCGGAUUCUUCGAGUCGCAAAGAAAAGCGAUCGACAGACGGUAGCUUGGAUAAAAAAUCCAAGGAAUCUACUGGGGACCGACGUUCGGAUUUAAAGACAUCAGAAAAGAAGUUGGUUGAAUCGAUUAAAAAAGAACUCACCAAACAUGAUGAUUCAACAGCAACUCCAGUUAAGAAUGAAAGUAGCAAAUCGAUAGAAGAUACGAACGCGACUCUCAAGCGGGAAGUCUCUAGUUCACCAAGUGUGUCAACUAAAAAGGAAAUUUCCAAAACAAGUGUUGAUUCAAAUUUAAUAUGUAAGACAGAAAUCCCUAAACCGCCGAUUGAUCCAACUGUGGUUACAAAAAAGGAAUUUUCAAAGCCCCUCAGUGAUUCCACAUCGAAGAACGAACCCAUCAAAUCAGCAACUGAAAAAGAUACGACCAAAUCACCAGCUUCAAAGAAAUGCUUCGACUCCGAACUGCAGGCUUUGGAUACAACUAAAAAGGUAAUCGGAAUGGGAACGGACGACUCGAAGCGCCACAGCCUAAAAGAUGCCGAUAAAUCCCGGCGUUCGGAAAAACACAAACCCGCGGAUUCGAAAAAGAAAAGUACCAGCACUGCCGAUUCGAAGUCAACUGAUAAAGCUGACAAUCGAUCCACGGAUGUUUCCCCACAUAGCAGAAAACAUAGUUCCAGCGGUAGCUCUAAAAAAGUCAAAGAAUCGAAAGAUUCAGAAAAAAGUUCCAAGGCUAGAAAGAGUCUGAGUAGUUCUCUGAAGGAUAUAAAGCCUUCAAAUGAAGUUGGAAAGGUAAAGGGAGACCAGCCGCUUGAAAUAAUAGAAAAAACGGAUGUCGAGGCCAUUAAGCCAGUAGUUGGUGGGGAUAUAGUAAAAAUAAAAGAUGAAACCUAUGACGAGUCAAAAUCGACGGCGCCUCCAGUAGACCAGGAAGAUAACCAAGCGACGGAAUCUCUGAAUCCCAUGCCCACGAAAGCCUCCCGGAAGAUGUACCAGAGCUCGGAGGAAAUAAUCAUUCCUAGCAGCUCAUCGCAGGAGACGUGCAGUUCGCAGGCCUCGUUAAAAGGUUUAUCGGAAAUGGAAUGUGAUGCCCCUCCGGAGGUUAAACCCGAGCCUGAAGUCGAACUGGAAAAAAUGUCGGAAGCAUUCGAUAACAGUGUUAAGAUAUCCGGUCCCCGACCCGAAGUAGCCUUGAAAGAGUUUGAAAACAUUUCUCUUUCGGAAGAGUCUGCUUCGGUUAAACAGGAGCAAGUGCCUUCCGCUUUGGAACAAAAACCGGAUGUACAGGAACAAAAACCGAAUGUGGAGGAAUUGGAGCGGCGAGAAUCGAUAUCACCGCCAACGACGCAGGAGGAUGAUUCCAAUUCGAACAACAGUGUCAAUAUGUCGUUGCCUUCGGACACGAAAGGGUCGGAACUGGACGACAGUAGCAUCAGGAGAUCGACACGUAUCAAGACCAUAAGCUCGCAAAAGCAAAAAACCAGUGGUCACGGUCUGGUUAAAGAUCGAGAUAAGUUCUUGAAGAAAACAACAUUUUCGUUGGGCUUCGAUUCCAAAGUACUGAAAGAUGCCGUAACUGGUAGUUUCAACGUGAUCACGACCGGUGAGUAUUGUGCCGGAAUGGAUUUGGCAGGUGUUGGAGAUAGCCAGGUUACCAAUAUAGAGCUAUCCGAGGAAUACCUUCGCGAUAUGGAGGAAAAACUUAGUCGUUUCGAGACGAUCAAGGAAAAUCUGUACAUGUGUGAAAGGAUAACAAGUAAAGAGGCGAAAAAGAUGACUUGUGACUGCUUCCUGACGCAGGAGGAAAUCGAACGAGGAGAGCUGGGUUGCGGCGAAGAUUGUUUGAAUAAAUUGCUGAUGAUUGAGUGCGGACAACGGUGCGUUGUGGGAGAUCGCUGUACUAAUAAACGGAUCCAGAAAGCAGAGUAUGCCAACUGUCAAGUUUUCCGAACGGAGAAAAAGGGAUUUGGUGUGCAAGCUAGCAUUGCCAUUCCGCCGGGAGAGUUUAUCAUGGAGUAUGUUGGUGAAGUAUUGAACAGUGAGCAGUUUGAAGACCGUGCCGAAAUAUAUUCUAAGGAAAAGAACAAACAUUACUACUUCAUGGCACUGCGAAGUGACGCUAUCAUCGAUGCAACCACUAAGGGUAAUAUUUCUAGAUUUAUUAACCACUCUUGUGACCCGAAUGCUGAAACUCAAAAGUGGACUGUCAAUGGAGAGCUUCGGAUAGGCUUCUUCAGUACAAAAUAUAUAUUGCCAGGAGAGGAAAUCACUUUCGAUUACCAGUUUCAACGGUACGGCCGAAAAGCACAGAAGUGCUACUGUGAAGCCGAUAACUGUACAGGUUGGAUUGGAGGCGAUCCGGGCAGUGACGGAGAAUCCGAAUACGAAGAAGAAGAAGUCGAAGAAAGCGAAGAGGAAGAUGAAAAGCCAGCCAUCGAUGCUGAGACAACUGUUUCUACCAUCCCAUUAGAAAUUACAACUGAAGAGUCUGCGGUAUCAACUUCACCAGCAACGAUCAAACAAGAAGGCGAGGCAGAUAUAAAACCGGCAACAACUCCUCUUAUAAAACCACAUGAACCGAAACCCAAGAAAAUACGCAAACGUAUCGAACGAACCAAGACUCCUCGAAUGCGCAUCAUAGAGGACCCCGAUUUGGAGAAGGAAAUUAACAAUCUGCUACGAACGGGUCUAAAGAAUCAAGCUCACACGCUAAAAUUGUCUCGUUUGAUGGUCCGUGCCAAGGACAUUCGUUCACGCUCGCGAUUGCUUACAAUCCUACAGAGCGGAGAACUGCCUUGUCGACGGUUAUUCCUCGAUUAUCAUGGUUUGCGGCUUUUGUACGGCUGGAUUUGUGAAUCCACUGAGUCUAUAGAGGAUCUCAAGUUCCGAAUACAAAUUUUGGAUACUUUGGAUCGCUUGCCAAUAACAAACAAAACCAUGCUAAAGGAUAGCAAAAUUUUGCAAACCAUCGAAAAGUGGUCCAAGAUGGACAAGAAACAGGAAAAAGAACCGGGAAAAGAGAAGGAAAAGGAGACUUCCAGUACCAGCUCACCAAGUGACGAGGCUGGCAGUGAUAGCAAUACCAGUAGUUCAGACGCUAAAAAGCAAGAGCCAGUUGAAAAUGCUGAUGUACUCAAGAAUAUGCCUGAGCUAUUGAAACUAGCUGAUCUUGGCGAGCUUAAGGAAAUCAUUAGCAGUACCUCUUUAGAUAAAGAAGGGGAAAAAGAAAAACCCGUUGAAGCAGCUCCUUCGGCAAUAACCUUGAUCGACUCGAUUGAAAUCCCUGAAACGGAAGAUGAAAACGCACCGGAAGAAAAACGUCUGGGAACUCAGAUAAGGAUACUCUCCUGUAAACUACUCAUUAGUUGGGUAAAUCUCAAAGAAAUCUUCCGAAUUCCGAAGAAAGAACGUAUCGAACAGAUGAAGGAGCACGAACGAGAGGCUGAUCUACGGUACAAAGCGCUGGGUUUAGGAGAUGAAGAUCAAUGGUCUCAUCGGCACCAGUCAAGCCGAUUACCCGAUCGUUCCCGAGAGUUUAAACGCCGCAAAUCGAUGGACGAUCGUGAUUUACUUAACUACCACAAAACCAAGCGACUUCCUCCCAGUUCCACAAUCACUGCCAGCAAAAUGGACCACCUAUCCAAACAGCAACGCCGUCAGCUGUUCGAGAUGCAAGUAGCUCACGAGGAAGCCGAGCGUCGAAACAAGGAACUUUGGCUUAAACACGAAAACAAUUGUAUGAAGUUCGGACUCAAUCCGCACACUACAAAUCCAAUGGACGUUCCAGCUAAAAUGAAUCCUGCCACUGGAGAGUAUUUCUCGGCCGACGAUCGGCUUCUCCCGACACCCCCUAGUCAUGUUUAUUUCAAAGUACUCCCACCACCAAUGCCGACCAAUCCGGAUGACUACGAGCUGCCACCGAUGGAUCUACCUCCUUUGUGGAAAUUUGCCAUCGACGAUCGGGGUCGGCUUUACUACUAUCAUGUCCGGGAUCGGGUACCACAAUGGGAACCUCCCCGCAAGGACCUCUGUCGUCCGCCGGGUCAGCACGGCAUCCGAGAUGAAGACAUUUCCAUGAGCUCCGAUUCUAGCACAACCGAUACGGAGGACUCGGAAGAAGAACACCUGAACACCCAAGUCGAGGCACUCCUCAAGCGAAAGAAAAAGCAACAAUCUAGCUUUAAUUUGGAUGACGUACUGGCCAAACCGGACGAUUUAAACGAUGAUUUGUCCAAGACGAUCAAGGAUCUUGACGGCGUGGACUCUUCACCGCAAGCCAGUAGCAGUACCGAAAAGCUACAGGGCGAAUUGUUGGAACGAACUGCCGAAGAGUUGCUGCAACACCGCAAACGGAAGCACAGUAACAAAUUGGUGCAGGAGAAGAUCAUCAGCCCACGCACCGAGGAGGACAAACUGUACGGCCAGAUGGAGAUGAAACGCUACAAGGAAACCAAAGAAAAGCUACGCCGCCGAAAGGAGGAAGCCAAACGGCUGCGGGCCCGCAGUUUGCUGGACAAAUCGCUUUCGGAGAGCCCAUUCACGUCGACCUCAUUCUCGGUGGAUGUUCUGGAUAAAAGUGCCGCCGAGAGCUCGCUCAUCGAUGACGAUCUGGUUGUGGUAUCGCACAAGAUUGUCGACGAUAAGUGCAUCGUCGAUGAGCUCGAUAUUUUAACUAAGAAAAAGAAAAUUUCCCCCUACGAAGAGUGGCAGAAGGUUAAACAACGUUUGGGCAAGAAACGAGCGGCGGCCAAGAUGGGUGAAAGUUCCAGCUAUAGUGGAUCGCCGGUAUCUUCCGGCAGCCUGAGUGCCUCCAAAGUUGGCAAACGGAAAAAGACAGACAAGUUUGAUCUCAGCAGUGACGAAGCUCGCAAGAUUAAAGAAAAAUUCCGUACUGAGAUUGCCGGUGUUAUCGUUCAGCAUUUAGGUGCCUACCGUAAAGAGUCCUGCCAAAGUGGACGAAUCACCACCAACGAUGAUUUUAAGCAUCUUGCACGAAAGCUCACUCACUUCGUGCUGCUGAAGGAGCUUAAACAUUGUGACAAUACCGUCAACGAGUUGGAAGUAACGGAUUCGGUGCGCAACAAAGCUCGAGAGUUUAUCAAAAAGUAUAUGGCCAAACACGGAUCGGUGUACGUUCGGGGUGAAAACGAACCCGACUAUGCGAGCAUAAAUCUCUGAGACGAAGCCAAGGGAAGGCCGGUGGGUUCUGUUAAUCCGCCGGUAGCUUCUCAGCCCAAGUCGGCUCCAAUGGUAUCUUGCUCGCCCGCUAAGAAAUCAUCGAACGACGAUGGUGAACCAGAUUGAAUUGAAUAGUUUUAAAUUUCCAGAAAUACCCAAUACAGCUUAUUGUAUUCCUAAUUUAGCAUUCUUAGGGUAUCGAACAACAAAAAUCAUCCAGUAAUGGGAUACCAAAAUGAUUUGAAUCCGUCGAUUUUAGAAAUCGACCACAGUGCAUUAUAUAUAUAGUGUUUUAAAUAAAUUAUGGAACUAUCUGUAGUAGAAACCAUG
Messenger RNA from Uranotaenia lowii, 8460 nucleotides. It is a transcript of the gene Set2, whose product is annotated as probable histone-lysine N-methyltransferase CG1716. Gene Ontology annotation, cellular component: chromosome; nucleus. The transcript has 6 exons. Lineage: Eukaryota; Metazoa; Arthropoda; Insecta; Diptera; Culicidae. The coding region runs from base 151 to 8130 and encodes 2659 amino acids. Gene Ontology annotation, molecular function: histone H3K36 methyltransferase activity; protein binding. The record is from RefSeq and is a predicted model, not a curated record. Gene Ontology annotation, biological process: regulation of DNA-templated transcription.